AACACGAAUCUUAUAUCGUGCAUCGAUUUCUUUUCUUAAAUCAUUUAAAAAUCACGAAGGAAACCGAUCGAAGACGAGUAUUUUGUGAUUUUAGAGAAAGUUAUUGUUACACGAAGAUAACGAAUUUUUUCGAUCACGUGCUACGAUAAAAAAAAAAAAAAGAUCGAUUCAAUCCUUACUGAAAUGCUAUGUGAACAGUGAAAUCGUAGUAGAUAUAAAAUUGUCAAAAUAUUGUGGUAUAGGAAACACCGUUUCAGACGAUUUUUUUAAAACGAAAUUCCUCGGCGUAGAAACCGAUUGAUAACAAAAAGUCGAAGCGAAAAUAUUCAUUACCAUGCAACAAACUGAGAAACACAAAACACAAAAGUACACGGCUGGGCGUUCGCCUUUGUGGUCCACAAAAUAUCAAACAGAUGUCAGAGAUUCUUCGGAUGCGAACUGGAAAUAUCUUCACAAGCAUAAUCCGUCGGUUCCAUCAAACAAAGCUAAUAGGAGACAAUUCAAUGCGACGGCCGAACCAGUAACGAAUUAUCAUUCCACUAUGAAUUCCUACAAGCAAACUAAACAUCAUAAUUGCGGAUCUCCGACGCACACAAAAUACACGACGUGUCAAAAUACAGAACCACAGCGGUGGACGUCGCACAAUCAAGCUAAAACACCUCGGAACAAGUUUUACAACACAAACAACAACAUCGCGAUCGUGAGAAGGUCUACUUACAACAAAAACGAGUUGGAGGAUGACGAAAAGGUAAGAUACGCUGAUGAAGAGCUGGGUAAUUUCACCGAAGAUAACCCCGAGGAGGAUGCAAUCGAGGAAGUUGAGGACGAUCAGGAAGAAACAGCUGAGUCCGUCGAUAAGGAUUACGAAGAACACGAAGCUGACGAUGAGAUCGACGAAGAAUCUGAUUCGCCUAUUUUGAGGUCACAAAAAUUGCAGAGACGACCUAAAAAGGAUGAAAUAUCACAAGAACAACAAAGAUCGAAAAUAGUUAAGCAACAACAGGAUCCACGGAAGCUUCAUUAUCAACAAUACGUACAUAACUCGUUCGACAGUCAUCCGUCAAGAAGAAGGUACUACCACGACCUCGAUGAUCGCGACGCAACUGAAUUUUAUUCCGACGAGGAAGCGAUACAACCACCAACACCACCAAAAAAUUCUAUCAGAAGGUUAGCGAACUAUCAUCAGCAUUGGAUACCAUCUAGAAAUUCAUCCGAUCGCUACGAUACCAUUGCUUCUUUGAAUCAAUCGAUUCGUCGACCUCGAGCUAGACAGGACGUCGAAAAUCUCUUACAUUCGGAACAUAACAACACAAAGAAAUGUAUAAGAUGCGGUGCACCUUCUGGUAACAGAUCUUCAACGACGAGUAAAAAGAACAGUUGCAGAUUCCAAGAACAUCCUAAUUUUGUUGUGAAAGAAUCGAUCGGCGACGAUAUGGAUGCCGUUGAAAAAAUUAUUUGCGGCCGUUGCAACGUCAAACACAAUUCCGAGGAUAUUGAAAGACCUUACAGAUUAACAAGAUCAGCUUUGCAGACUUUAAAACCACGACGAUCGAAAGGCUCCAAAGGGAUCUAUGAAGUUUCGGAAGAUUGUCAGAUAGGCGAAGAAAUUCCAAACGAUUAUAUGACGAACAGAUAUUCGAAAGAUACUGCUGCAAAUACCGUUCACGAGAGAACGAGGCAUUCUGCGCCAACAACGCGUGGAGCAAACAGAUCGUCCUCUCGUUACGACGCUUAACAGCCGAUUUCUCACGAGGCUGUCCGAAGAUCGAGGGAAAUUUGAAUGAAACGUCGAACGACAAGUUUAAAAGACGUUUCGUAUGAAAGGCGAGUGUGUGUGUGUGUGUGUGUGUGUGUGUGUAUCCAAAGAAAAAAAAGAAAAAGGGAAAAAAAGCAAUAACAAGAACAAAUUAUUCGUGUCAGUGUAACGUGAUCCUUUUUGUGAAAAAGUCAAACAAGAAACUUAAUGAACUCAUAUACAUAUAAACGAAAAAAAAAAAAAAUAUGACACUUUCGAAAGAAAAACAAUGUAAUUCGAAAAUAAUCGUAUUAAGAAUCGUGAGAUACUCGCAUCCCAAUGAUUUCCCUCCGACCGAUUGUGUAAUAUAUAUUUUUGUAAAUGUCUUCGAAACGUGUAGGUGUGUUAAUGAAUGUUACAUGACAUAGAAUUUCGCUAAGAACGACGUAAAAUUAUUAGCACGAUGUACAUAUAGAGAUAACGAGUUAAGAAGAGGCUAGGAGUUUAACAUCUCGAAAUAUGUACUUUUAAUGUCCAAAGAUCACGAAAAGAAAUAAACGUACGACCGUAAAAUGUACGUUUUCUUUUGGCAUUGGCAAUACGAGAAAAUACAAUAUGUAAAUACGUGGCGACACUACAAUUAAUUAUACACGUACAUCCAUACGCGUACAUGUUGCAGAGAAUAAACUCUUGAAUCUGUA
This is a messenger RNA of Vespula pensylvanica (western yellowjacket), 2436 nucleotides long. RefSeq lists its product as uncharacterized. The record is from RefSeq and is a predicted model, not a curated record. Bases 335 to 1735 code for a protein of 466 amino acids. The transcript has 5 exons. NCBI's taxonomy places the organism in Eukaryota, Metazoa, Arthropoda, Insecta, Hymenoptera, Vespidae.